Messenger RNA from Didymodactylos carnosus, 1589 nucleotides. The record is from the annotation of a GenBank genome assembly. NCBI's taxonomy places the organism in Eukaryota, Metazoa, Rotifera, Eurotatoria, Philodinida, Philodinidae.
GUAUAGUAUUUGUUUUUUCUCUUUCUGUGUUUGAUAGAGAAUAAAAUUUCUGUCAUGUACAUAAAUAAGAUAAGAUAAGUAGAAUAGACUGUAUCAUGGCUUCAGUAAAUGUAUUAUUAUAUAAGGCUAACAAUGUCGAAACAAAGAAAAGGAAGCCGAAAAAACCUUUGGUCUUGUUUUGUAUUCAUUUUCUUUUAAUUUAAUUGUACUGUGAUUCUGCUUGGAAGAUUUAAACUUUGUUUUUUUAUUUUUACUCCAAUUUUUAAAAGCAUAAAAAUUGACUCUGAAAUUGACUUUGCGCUGAAAACUUCGUGUGACUGCACUGAUUAAAGUUGAGGUGCAGGCGGCUAUACUUCCAUGGAUUACAGCAGUGCAUAAAAGAGAAGAAGAGAAAUACGUUUCGUAUGAUUUAGUCUAGAAAAGAUUGCUGUUGCUGUUUCUUUUUUUGGAUUCUGCGUAAUUUUUGUUCACAGAUUAACUUGUGACAAUAGUGGAUAAAUUACUUAAAGCGGUACAUAAAAUCGUUAAAAUAUUUGAAAAACACAUGUGAUAACACUCAAUCAUGCUCGUGAUAAGCAGAGAUCGGAGUUACAAUACAGUUAUUGUUAUUUGCCUUAUUAUCGAAAACAACACAAUGUUUAACUAUUUGCUGAACGGGUAUAAUACUAAAUGUGUUGGAUGGUUUUAAAACAAAGAAGAAGUUUUCGAACGGGAAACGAAUCAGUUUGUAAUGAGCACAAUUUUUAAAGUAAUCACUAAACAGAUAAUCAGUAACACAUUGCUGUAUUAGAGCAACCGUAUUAUUAUUUUGCUGAUUAAAAAAUAUGAUUAUUUUCCCGAAAUAAUAUGCUUGAGUUCCAGGUUUAACAUAUUGAAUGAAAUAACUAUUGGACGUUUCCAAUGUCCAUCCAAGUAUAAUUUCAAACAAUGUAUAGUUCUGGAAGAGAAUGGAGAAAUUAAAGAAUUACAAUUGCCAUUUCAUUUGAUUUUAAGGUUUGUCUUUAUGACUCAUCACUCAAUAACUCUAUAUCCGUCUAUUUUCUAAUGAUCAUAGCAAUCAAUGAGCCCAUGAUCUUAUGAUAUUAAGACAAUUACGACGCCUACUGUGUCAAUCAACAAGUGAUACAGAUCAAUUUAAAAACGAUUAUCGUAUACUAAUUAAACGUUUGAUAGCGUUUGAAAUGAUACUCGAAGCACUGAACUUACUAUUUCAAACAGAUUAUGUUAAUUUAUUGACAAUGCGUUUAUUUCUAUAAGAAACUAAAGAUUAUUUAAAUUUAAAUAUGGAUACAUUAUUAAAACAUGAUGAGUUAAUUAGUUUAUAUGACUAUUGUAUUGAUAAUGUAUCGACGAAAUUGAAUAACAAUAUUCAGGAGCACAUGGCAACAUUUGACAAGAAGUUGAAACGUUUAUCGGCUGUCUGUUUAAUACAUUCAUUGAUGAAGGAAGUAUGGCGUUAUGAUUCAAAAACUCCAGAUGAGUUUUUACAUUACAUUAAACAGGAAGAAGUAUUAGAAGUUUUCAAUACACAUUUUGAUACAAUAUUAGAGUCAACACGAACAUCCGGAGUGUUCACCAAAGUGACUUAG